AUGAGUGCUCACACCCACGUCGUUCUCAACCUCGUACAAGUAAAUCCAGCCAUCGCCGGUCUAGCAACGAUUUCAAUACUCAUACUAAGCAUAAUCGUUCUAUUCGGCGGCUCUGCGUCAAAACACCGACAUGGCAGCAUCUCACCGCCGUCAAUGCCAGCUUACUGGCUCCCCUUCUUCGCACAUGCCUUCCAGUUCUUCUUUAACCAGGACGGAUUCCUUGCAAGUCUCAAGAAGCGAUAUCCCGAGGGUAUCUUUUCGCUCAGCAUGCUAGGCAAGAGACACCACGUCAUUCACGAUCCCUCCAUCAUGAUCAACAUUUGGAAUCGGCCACGCUGCUCAUCAGGAGAGAAAUGGACCGCAGCCCGCGCCCUGACGAAAAGCUUCGGCCUUCGCAAGCAAGACCAGAUCACCUACAGCAACCUUGCACACGAGACACCAGAUCUGUUCAAACACAUGUUAUCCGAGCCUGGUCUAAGCGAAUUCGUGAACGGCAUCGUCGACCAUGUAAAAGAUCACAUUGCCGAAUUUGUCACCUUUAAUCCAUCCGCAGCCGACCAGACCGAUUGGGAGAGGUCUGCCAAGGUUGACGUGGUGCGAAGUUCAAAAGGCGACGAGUUUGUCGAAGCUGAUUUGAUGUCGUUGGUGCGUAAUUUUGUCGCCAAAACUGCAAAUCCUGCGCUCUUUGGAACCGACUUUGUCGAAAACUUCCCCGACUUUUGGGACUUGUUAUGGUUGUUGGACGAUGGCUUCCUUUCUCUUGCCACAGGCUUACCAGGAUGGAUACCCUGGCCAAAGAUGCAGCGCGCAAAAGCCGCCAGACGACGGAUGAUUGCGAAAGCUCGUGAGUUUGAAGAGGCCAUGGAUAAAUAUUUGGAUGGAGAGGACCCGGGAAUCAAAUGGCAAGAUAUGGACAAUGCCAGCACCUUUGUUAAAUCACGCAUCAGCUUGUAUCGAAAACAUGGCCUCUCUGUAGAAGCACGAGCUAGUUGUGACGUUGCCCUGGCUUGGACAAUGAACGCGAAUGCAAACCAGCUGACAUCAUGGUUGCUUUUCGAGCUGUACAGAGAUCCCGUUCUUCUCGAGACGGUACGCGAGGAGAUUGCCCCUUUUGUCCAGGUUGCCCAGCCCCAAAAUGAAUUUGGUUCGGCGGUAUGGAUCGCACCCGAACUUGAGAAGCUCGACAUGGACGGCCUCAUCAAUCAGUGUCCGCAUCUCAAAGCCGCUUACGUUGAAACCAUGCGCGUCUACACUGGCGUCUGGAUAGUCAAGUGGCUAGGGGAAGACGUGGUCGUGGAGCCAAAGGGCAAAAAUACGGAAUCAUAUUUCCUCGAGAAGGGACACAUGGCUCACAUAGCACAUGAAAUGCACCAGUUUGACCCAACCUACUUCCCAAAUCCCAAGGAGUGGCACCACGAUAGGUUCUUGAAACACACGGAGGACACUGGUCGUCCCAACUUACAAGUCGUGGAGAUGGGUACCCUAAGGCCCUUUGGCGCCGGUCCAACUAUGUGCAAGGGACGUGCAAUCGCGCUCCGCGAAAUGCUCUUUUAUGCGGCCAUGGUGCUCUCAUUCUAUGACAUGGUUCCUCCUGAGGGGAAGAGUUGGGAAGAGCCAGAGCUGUCUAAACGAGCCGUUACGAAACAUCCGACAAAACCCAUCAAGGUGUGGAUAAAGAGGAGGAAUGUAAGCUCAUAA
Molecule: messenger RNA, 1698 nt
Organism: Metarhizium brunneum ARSEF 3297
Lineage: Eukaryota; Fungi; Ascomycota; Sordariomycetes; Hypocreales; Clavicipitaceae
Molecular function (GO): heme binding; iron ion binding; oxidoreductase activity, acting on paired donors, with incorporation or reduction of molecular oxygen
Source: RefSeq, a predicted model, not a curated record